Messenger RNA from Corvus hawaiiensis (hawaiian crow), 2182 nucleotides. RefSeq names its product fibroblast growth factor receptor like 1 (gene FGFRL1). Gene Ontology annotation, cellular component: plasma membrane. NCBI's taxonomy places the organism in Eukaryota, Metazoa, Chordata, Aves, Passeriformes, Corvidae. The record is from RefSeq and is a predicted model, not a curated record. Gene Ontology annotation, molecular function: fibroblast growth factor receptor activity; fibroblast growth factor binding. The coding region runs from base 550 to 2013 and encodes 487 amino acids. The transcript is spliced from 7 exons.
UCUCCUCGGCUCUCCCCCACCUCCCCUCCCCUUCCCCAGCCCCUUUCCCCUCCUCCCCUCGCUCCUUAAACGGGAUUCCGGCUGGGCGAGCCGCCGGACGGCAUCACCGGGCAUCCCGCGGCGCGGAGCCCCGGAGGCUCUGGCAGGUCCCCGCUGUCCCUCCCCGCACACACACGCUCAGCCCGGCCCGGAAAGCAGGAAAAAAAUAAUUUACAAGGUUUCCCCCUUUCCCUGACCUCCUCGCCCGUGACUCUCGAGUGGAAAAAAAUCUCCCGCGGGAGCGAAGAGGGGGGAUUGUUAAAAAGCCGGUGAAGGGGCAGAGCCGCUCCGUGGGGAGGGCACCCCCGGGCAGCCCCCGCCACCCCGGGGAGGGGGGGGGGGGGAUGAGGUAGAGGCCGGCGGCGGAGCGCCCGCCGGGCGCCGUGGCCGCGGAGGGCAUGAGGCGGCGAGCGGCGGGGAUGGGCUCCAGCGCGCGGUGUUAGAGCCCGGCAGCAGCCAAGGUCUGAGAGGACAGUAGCCUGUGCUGUACAGUGGGAUCUGGUUUUCAAAAUGGAAUUGCAGCUGGCGCUCCUUUUUGCAGGGAUAAUUGCAUUUUCGGACUCGGCGAGAGGCCCCCCAAGGAUCGCUGAUAAAGUGAUUCACCGCCAGUCUGUGAGGCUGGGCAGGACCAUCAAGCUCCUGUGCCCGGUGGAAGGUGACCCCCCGCCCCUCACCAUGUGGAUGAAGGAUGGACGGACAAUCCACAGCGGCUGGACGAGGUUCCGAAUCCUCCAGCAAGGGCUGAAAAUCAAGGAGGUGGAGAGCGAAGACGCGGGGACCUACAUCUGCAAGGCCACCAACGGCUUCGGCAGCACCAACGUGAACUACACCCUCAUCGUCAUUGAUGAUGCCAGCUCAGGAAAGGACAGCCAGGUGCCUGAAGGCUCCAACGGAGAAUAUGAAGAUCAUUCUGGGAAGCAGUGGGCCCGGCCCAGGUUCACUCAGCCUACCAAGAUGAGACGGAGAGUGAUCGCCCGCCCCGUUGGCAGCUCCAUCCGCCUCAAGUGCGUGGCCAGCGGCAACCCCAGGCCUGACAUCACAUGGCUGAAGGACAACAAGCCCCUCACUCCCCAGGAGAUUGGGGAGAACAAGAAGAAGAAGUGGACGUUGAACCUGAAGAACCUGAAGCCGGAGGACAGCGGGAAGUACACCUGCCGGGUGUUUAACAAAGUUGGAGAAAUCAAUGCAACGUACAAAGUUGAAGUGAUCCAGAGGACAAGGUCCAAGCCCAUCCUGACAGGGACACACCCUGUCAACACGACGGUGGACUAUGGUGGGACCACAUCCUUCCAGUGCAAAGUGCGCAGCGACGUCAAACCCGUCAUCCAGUGGCUGAAGAGGGUGGAGUACGGCACAGAGAGCAAGUACAACUCCACCAUCGAUGUCGGGGGGCAGAAGUUCGUCGUGCUGCCCACAGGGGAGGUCUGGUCCCGCCCAGAUGGUUCCUACCUGAACAAACUGAUGAUUACUCGAGCCAAGGAGGAGGAUGCAGGGAUGUACAUUUGCCUCGGGGCAAACACCAUGGGCUACAGCUUCCGCAGUGCUUUUCUCACAGUUCUGCCAGAUCCCAAGCCUCCCAGUGCACCUGUGCCCCCUUCCUCUGCCAGCAGCCUGCCCUGGCCUGUGAUCAUCGGCAUCCCUGCUGGAGCUGUCUUCAUCUUUGGGACGAUCCUGCUGUGGCUGUGCCAGUCCAAGAAGAAGCCCUGCUCCCCUCCAGCUGCUGCCCCCGUGCACCGGCCGCAGCCCCGGGACAGGAUCUGUGUCUCCCAGGUCCCCGACAAGGACUGCAUCUCCUCCAUAAACUACGAGGAAUACGUUGCCCAGCAGCAGCAUUUACUGUCCCAGGGGCCUGCCCUGGCCCCUGCCAUGGCCUCCAAAAUGUACCCAAAGAUCUACACGGACAUCCACACCCACACCCACUCACACGUGGAGGGCAAAGUGCACCAGCACCAACACAUCCAGUACCAGUGCUAAGGGUUGGCCCCGUGUACUGUGGCUCAUCUGGGCUUUUCCUUGUGGUACCUCAGCAGAGACUGCUCCGAGUCAGCUCGCACUGCCAGCAACAGGCAAAGCAGACAGAAAAGAUUAUAUAUGUAAUUUUAAAUAUAUAUAUACAUAUAUAUAUGAUUGUAUAUGCGUGUGU